Alosa sapidissima (American shad) is the source of this 2034-nucleotide messenger RNA. It is a transcript of the gene cmtm3, whose product is annotated as CKLF-like MARVEL transmembrane domain containing 3. Gene Ontology annotation, cellular component: membrane. NCBI's taxonomy places the organism in Eukaryota, Metazoa, Chordata, Actinopteri, Clupeiformes, Clupeidae. The record is from RefSeq and is a predicted model, not a curated record. The transcript has 5 exons. Bases 174 to 689 code for a protein of 171 amino acids.
UUUCCGCGCUGUCAUUAUUUCCGUUUCCACUUCGGGGGUUGGGGGACAGAGAGACACGCCGUUGGUCUCACUACAGUUUUUUCUCUACGCUCUCUCUGUACUGUCAGCUGCAGGACAGAGGGAGAGGAGUGAAACUUUUUCAUUGAAUCGUCACACUUCUUUCUAUCCGCGCAAUGGGGGAUAUCGAGGCUCCCGACUCAACGAGAUCGCGCCAUGCAAUUUUCUCUCUUCUCCCGAGCAAAGAGUUCGUUACAUCCCGAAAAGGAACGCUUCUAAUCGGCGAAGUGAUCCUGUCCUUUGUGGACUUUAUUUGCUUCGUGGCGUCCACAGCAGCUGCGUUUGUGACGGCUCCUCUCAUAGAGUUCCUGGCGGCUCUUUUCCUCCUCUUCGCCUACUCCACCAAGAUCAACGAGCGCUUCAAGGGCUUCCAUUGGCCCCUAAUGGACUUUCUGCGUUGUGUCAGCGCAUCUAUCAUCUUUUUCAUCAUCUCCAUAAUUGCUGUAUCCAAGUAUCCUGAUGGAGCUUCCAAAGCAGCAGGGUUAUUUGGUUUCAUCGCCACAAUAUUCUUUGCACUCGACUUCUAUUUGAUCUUUAACGACCUCGCCAAUUUCCUCAAAGCGGGCGGCGGAGGAGAGUCGACUGAUGACCCACCCACACCCCCAGAUGACUCAGAUUCCGACUCAGACUGAGGAGGGGGAUUUACCAGAAUGUCACUGGGUCGAGGCGUCCGUUCUAGUGCCUGAUGGAAAAGAAGAAUUCCCUUCUUGAGUCCACUGACCACUGAUCUUUCACCACUACAGAUGAAUGCUGUAUUGUACCUCACACUCACUGAUAACAGUCAAAAGCAUUAUCUUUUGGACUCUUUUUGAAGUGUUUUGCUUUUGGUAUAUAAAGUGAAGUCCAUACAGUUGUUUACAACAACUACCACCCCCUCCCCUUGCUGUUUGAGUGUAUGCUUAAAGCUGUGAAUGUCUCGCAGUAGUUUUCCUAGCUUGCUCUGAAUUUGUUUACUGGGCUAAAUCAGGACAAGUCAGAUGACUUUAACCUUUUUUUCUUACAAAGCUGAAUCCAAUAGAAAGAAAGUAUGUAAUGAUAAAAACAGUGCAUUAGUCUGUUUGCUCUUCUUUUGCUAUAAAAUGUUUUUUUUUUUUUAAUGUACCAGUUGGGAGAUUUUUUUAAUACUGUUACAUUAAAAUGAUUAGCGACUUUGCUUGUUGAAAGUGGAGGGUAGAGAGAAAGCCAUCUUAUGUGUAACUGAGUUUCUGCACUCUCUUCAUGUUUACAACCUUAAAGUGACUACAGCAGGGGCAGUCAGAUGACUCUCUCUAGCCCUCUUUAACAGGCUUUAUUUGUACAGGACACAUAUAGCUAUUGUAACAAACCAAAGCUAAUAACGGUAUCGAGAAGUUAAGCCAUGGUCUUUAAAGGCUAAUAGCACUUCUGCCCAGAAACUGCACUGUUUUUCUUUCUUUCAUAUGUCAAGGUAUGAAUACUGAAAAGUCAUAUUUAGAAAGACAAGAGAAGCAUUAUUAUGAAAUGAAUGCUGUGUAUACAGUGCUUAAUGUUGAACAUAAAAGUGAAUACUGUGUUACUUUGGAAGCAGCAAAACAGAACUUGUAAAUAGGGACAUUUUAGAUAUUGUAAGUAUUGGUUUACGCUAAAUUACAGUUCUGGGUUUAUGAGAAAAUCAAGUCAAUCCAGGGUCUCACAGAAAUGUCAGAGGCUUAGAUCUCAGAGUUGCAGACUUCAAAGCUGCAAAUUACAUUGAGCUUUUUUACAGUUUUGUUUUUUCUCCAGUUAUAAGUAUUUGUGGAAGGCACUACAAAUCCAAGGUUACAGUAUAUAUCAAAGAUGCACUGCUAAUGCCACACGCUUCCUAACACAUCCUCCCAAACUACCACGUGUGUGUGUGUGUACAUGUAUGUGACUGUGUGUCAUGAAAUUCCUUGCCUCUUGUCACAGAGUGUGAAACUGCCAAAAAGUUUGUAAACUGAAAGCCAUAUAUAUUCAAUAAACAAGUGUUCUUAAAAUUCC